Messenger RNA from Jaculus jaculus (lesser Egyptian jerboa), 2072 nucleotides. It is a transcript of the gene Pgm3, whose product is annotated as phosphoglucomutase 3. Gene Ontology annotation, biological process: UDP-N-acetylglucosamine biosynthetic process; hemopoiesis; carbohydrate metabolic process. Bases 181 to 1809 code for a protein of 542 amino acids. Lineage: Eukaryota; Metazoa; Chordata; Mammalia; Rodentia; Dipodidae. The record is from RefSeq and is a predicted model, not a curated record. The transcript is spliced from 13 exons. Gene Ontology annotation, molecular function: phosphoacetylglucosamine mutase activity; magnesium ion binding.
AUAUGUUCAUCCUUGUAGAAAAGAUUUGAUCGCUCUGACUUAAGCUACCAACUGGACAAAAGCAAACGCUUUUCAUCGUUUCUUGUAUUAUUCAUUCAUCAAAGUAAUGAAGUAAUGAAGGACAGUAGAACAGGAGGCUCCUUGUCUCGGAGUAAUAGGGAUUGAAUUCAUUCAGGAAACAUGGAUUUGGUGGCCAUUACAAAACGCUCAGCCGUCCAUGCCAAGCCCAGUGGACUGGUGCUUCAGUAUGGGACAGCUGGGUUUCGAACCAAGGCAGAACAUCUUGAUCAUAUCAUGUUUCGCAUGGGCUUGUUAGCUGUCCUGAGGUCAAAACAGACAAACUCCACCAUAGGCGUCAUGGUCACAGCCUCGCAUAAUCCAGAGGAAGACAAUGGGGUAAAGUUGGUUGAUCCUUUGGGUGAGAUGUUGGCCCCUUCCUGGGAGGAGCAUGCUACCUGCCUGGCAAAUGCCGAGGAACCAGAUCUGCACAGAGUGCUUCUGGACAUCAGUGAGAAGGAGGCUGUGGACCUGCAGCGGGGCGCCUUCGUGGUCAUUGCUAGAGAUACCAGGCCCAGCAGCGAGAAACUUUCACAGUCUGUAAUAGAUGGUGUGAUGGUUUUAGGAGGUCAAUUCCAUGAUUACGGCUUGCUGACCACACCUCAGCUGCACUAUAUGGUGUACUGCCGAAAUACCGAUGGUCAGUAUGGAAAGGCAACCAUAGAUGGCUACUUCCAGAAACUCUCCAAGGCUUUUGUGCAACUUACCAAGCAGGCUUCCUAUAGUGGAGACGAAAACAGAUCAGUUAAGGUGGACUGUGCGAAUGGCAUAGGGGCCCUGAAGCUAAAAGAAAUGGAGAGCUACUUCUCACAGGGACUAACAGUUCGGCUGUUUAAUGAUGGGAGCACCGGGAAGCUCAAUCACUUCUGUGGGGCUGACUUUGUGAAGAGCCAUCAGAAACCUCCACAGGGAAUGGAAAUAAAAUCCAAUGAAAGAUGCUGUUCCUUCGAUGGAGAUGCAGACAGAAUCGUGUAUUUCUACUGUGAUGCAGGCGGUCACUUUCAUCUCAUAGAUGGAGACAAGAUAGCAACACUAAUUAGCAGUUUCCUUAAAGAGCUCCUGUUGGAGAUUGGAGAAAAUUUGAAUAUUGGUGUUAUACAAACUGCAUAUGCAAAUGGAAGUUCAACACGCUAUCUUGAAGAAGUUAUGAAGGUACCUGUGUACUGUACCAAAACUGGUGUUAAACAUUUGCACCAUAAGGCUCAAGAAUUUGACAUUGGAGUUUAUUUUGAAGCAAAUGGUCACGGCACAGCCCUGUUUAGCAAAGCCGUUGAAGUGAAGAUCAAGCAACUAGGCAAGGAGCUAGAGGAUGAGAGAGGAAAAGCUGCGAAGAUGCUCGGAAACAUCAUUGACUUGUUUAACCAGGCAGCUGGUGAUGCCAUUUCCGACAUGCUGGUGAUUGAGGCAAUCCUGGCUCUGAAGGGCCUGACAGUGCAGCAGUGGGACGCUCUCUACACAGAUCUUCCAAACAGACAACUCAAAGUUAAGGUUGCAGACAGGCGGGUCAUCAGCACCACUGAUGCUGAACGACAAGCAGUUACACCGCCAGGACUCCAAGAGGCAAUCAACGACCUGGUGAAGCAGUACAAGCUCUCCCGAGCAUUUGUGCGGCCUUCCGGGACAGAAGAUGUUGUCCGCGUAUAUGCAGAAGCAGACUCACAGGAAAGUGCGGAUAGACUUGCAUAUGAAGUGAGCUUGGCAGUAUUUCAGCUGGCUGGAGGAAUUGGAGAAAGACCCCAAUCAUGUUUCUGAAGACAGUUUCUCCAUUCUGCAAACUGGACUAAUGUUUUUGUAAAACCUUAACAGCAACGGCAGUACUGAGACAUUUCAAUCAAUGUUUACAAUGCACCUUACUGGAUUAUUUCUAGAUUCAUUUUUCUUAAACACUAACAGAACAAUUACUUAGCCUCAUUAAAUAUUAGAUCUUAAAUAUAGAUUAAGUUGUUAAUUUGGUAGUGUUUGCGGGGAGUGAUUUGCAUAGGGUGCUGGAAAAUUAAAUUUUAUUACCAACUCCA